Messenger RNA from Aegilops tauschii subsp. strangulata, 1109 nucleotides. The record is from RefSeq and is a predicted model, not a curated record. Lineage: Eukaryota; Viridiplantae; Streptophyta; Magnoliopsida; Poales; Poaceae.
CCGCCGCCAGCCCACUAUCUCUUCCUCCUUGGGAUCCCCCUCCCGAUCCAAAACCACCAACCACAGCCGCCCCCGCUCCUCCUCAGUUUCCACACCCAACCAAUCAGUGCCUCCCCUGGAUCCCGUCGUCCACCCAACCAGCACAGCCACCAGACCGGAGCAAGCCGGGCUCCUCCUCUGCUUCUUCCUCUCAAGCCGCCCGAACCAGCACCUUCCUCCUCGACCUCCCGAGUUGUCCGCCUCCAUCUUCCCGUUCAUGCAGGGCAGGCGAGACGCCCAGGUCACGUCGCUGCCCCUCUGCGCCUUCUCUUUCCUUUCCUCCUCACGCUGCUCUUCCCUUCUUCCCCUGGUUCUUCCCGUUGACCCCUGCCUCUCCGUGUAACCUCCCUCUCUCGUCGUCUUCACAGGUGGAGCUCCGUCUGCGCCAUGGAUGCCCUGCCUCGCCGGAGAUCCUCGCCUUCCGCCUAGAUCCGCUGCACCGCCGCGGUUCCCCCUCGCCGUCCCCCAGCCUCGCCCGCAUCAGGAUCCGCCGGAUCCUGGCCAUUCCUUCGUCGAGAACAUGCGCCGCCUCCUUCAGCUUCACCCGCGCGCCACCUCGCCGGAGAACGCCGUCACGCGCCCGGAUCCGCUCGUCUCCGCCGCCUCCUUGUGUUCCCUGCGUAGUCAUCGUCCCCUGUCUCACCUGAAGCCACCGCGCCCGGCUCCAGUCUCUGCAUCGAGCAGAGAAGGGCGACGCCUGCUGCCUCGUGCCUCCUCGUCGCGUGCGUGGGCUGCAAGGGCGCCAAGGCCCAGCGCGUCUCCAGCCCCCACUUCGCCUUGCCUCCCCUAUCCACCGAAUGGGCCAAGGCCCAUGUUCCGGUUACGUUGCGAUUAUGAGGAUUCAUUCGACUACGUUGGGUGUUAAUCAAAACAUGAUCACACCUUAGUACUCUUUGGGUGUUAAUCACAUGGCGAUGAGAACUACAUUACUGACUCUAGUAAACCCUUUGGGUGUUGGUCACAUGACGAUGUGAACUAUGGGUGUUAAUCACAUGGUGAUGUGAACUAUUGGUGUUAAAUCACAUGGCGAUGUGAACUAGAUUAUUGACUCUAGUGCAAGUGGGAGACUG